GGCUCGCAGUGUUCACUUCUCUAGUAAUAAGUCCAAGAUAUAUUCCUGCAAAAUUGCUUCCAGGGUUGGCAUUAUGGUGUAGGAGGUACAGCUACUACUUGGCGAUGCCGGCAUCCCAUGUGGAUGCCAGUUCUUGUCCCAGUGGCUCCACUUCUGACCAAGCUCCCUGCUAAUAGCCUGGGAAAGCAGCGGAAGAUGACCCAAGUGUCUGGGACUCUGCCACCCAGGUGGGAGACCAGGAAGAAGCUAUUGGCCCCUGGCUUCAGCCUGGCCCAGCACUGGUUGUUGUGGCCAUCUGGAGCAGCAGCUCUGCAAGCCACACCAUGGGCGACCUCAGCCGAGAUGCUGUGGAGAAGUAUCUCGAGCAGAACCCACAGUUUGCCAAGGAGUACUUCGACAAGAGGCUGCGGGCAGAGGCCCUGGGGGAAAUCUUCAAGAACAGCCAGGCUGCAGUCCCGGCCAGCAUGUCCUUUGCUGAGCUGACGCAGGUGGAGGAGGCGGCCGUGUGCCUGGAGCUGCUGUUGACCGUGCAGGAGGAGGCGGGCGGUGCGGAGCUGGCAGCGCACCGGGCCCUGCAGAGGCUGGCCCAGCUGCUGUGUGCCGAGCGCUGCAGCCUGUUCAUGUGCCGGGCCCGCAAUGGCACGCCGGAGGUGGCCUCCAGGCUGCUGGACGUCACGCCCACCUCCAAGUUGGAGGACAACCUGGUGGCCCCUGAGCGAGAGGUUGUGUUUCCACUGGACAUCGGGAUAGUGGGAUGGGUUGCUCACACGAAGAAAGCCCUGAAUGUUCCAGAUGUGAGAAAGAACAGCCACUUUUCUGACUUCAUGGACAAACAAACGGGGUACGUCACCAGGAACCUGCUGGCAACCCCAGUCGUCAUGGGCAAGGAAGUUCUUGCUGUGGUUAUGGCAGUGAACAAAGUAAAUGCACCUGAGUUUUCCAAACAGGACGAAGAGGUCUUUUCCAAGUACAUCAACCUUGUUUCUGUCAUCCUAAAGCUUCAUCAUACCAACUACCUGUACAGCAUUGAAUCCAGGAGAAGCCAGAUCCUCAUGUGGUCAGCCAAUAAAGUAUUUGAAGAGCUCACAGAUGUUGAACGGCAGUUUCACAAAGCACUCUACACAGUUAGGACGUACCUGAACUGUGAACGGUACUCCAUCGGCCUGCUGGACAUGACGAAGGAGAAGGAAUUCUAUGAUGAAUGGCCCAUCAAGCUUGGUGAAGUUGAACCCUAUAAGGGACCGAAGACACCAGAUGGCCGGGAAAUCAUCUUUUAUAAAAUCAUCGAUUACAUUUUACAUGGCAAGGAAGAGAUCAAAGUGAUUCCAACACCUCCUACGGACCACUGGACUCUGGUUAGCGGGUUGCCAACAUACGUUGCUGAAAACGGAUUUAUCUGCAACAUGCUCAAUGCCCCUGCCGACGAGUACUUCACCUUCCAGAAAGGACCCGUGGAUGAGACGGGUUGGGUCAUUAAAAACGUCUUGUCCCUGCCCAUUGUCAACAAGAAGGAAGACAUCGUGGGAGUGGCAACAUUUUACAACAGGAAGGAUGGAAAACCUUUUGAUGAGCAUGAUGAACACAUUACGGAGACUCUCACGCAAUUUCUUGGAUGGUCUCUCUUAAAUACUGACACCUAUGAGAAAAUGAAUAAGCUAGAAAACAGAAAGGACAUCGCCCAGGAAAUGCUCAUGAACCACACCAAGGCCACUCUGGAGGAAAUUGAGUCUAUUUUGAAAUUUAAAGAGAAGUUGAAUAAAGAUGCAAUUGAAGACUGUGAGGAGAAACAACUUAUCAAGAUUUUGAAGGAGGACUUGCCGGACCCGAAGGAGGUGGAACUAUACGAAUUCCGGUUCAGCGACUUUCCCAUCACGGAACACGGAUUGAUUAAGUGUGGAAUACGGCUGUUUUUUGAAAUCAACGUGGUGGAGAAAUUCAAAGUCCCCGUAGAGGUCCUCACCAGGUGGAUGUACACAGUGAGGAAGGGGUACCGCGCUGUCACCUACCACAACUGGAGACACGGGUUCAACGUAGGGCAGACCAUGUUCACCUUGCUGAUGACAGGAAGACUCAAGAAGUACUUCACGGAUCUUGAAGCCUUCGCCAUGCUUGCGGCGGCGUUCUGCCAUGACAUUGACCACAGAGGCACCAACAACUUGUACCAGAUGAAAUCCACAUCUCCCUUGGCAAAGCUUCACGGGUCCUCCAUCUUGGAGAGGCACCACCUGGAGUACAGUAAGACUCUGCUGCAGGACGAGAGCUUAAACAUCUUCCAGAACCUCAAUAAGCGGCAGUUCGAAACAGUUAUUCAUUUGUUUGAGGUCGCAAUAAUAGCCACAGACCUGGCUUUGUAUUUCAAGAAGAGAACCAUGUUUCAAAAAAUUGUUGAUGCCUGUGAACAAAUGAAAACUGAAGAGGAGGCUAUCAAAUACGUAACCAUUGACCCAACCAAAAAAGAGAUCAUCAUGGCAAUGAUGAUGACUGCAUGUGACCUGUCUGCUAUAACCAAGCCCUGGGAGGUACAAAGUCAGGCAGCACUUAUGGUUGCAAAUGAAUUUUGGGAGCAAGGCGAUCUGGAGAGAACGGUGCUGCAGCAACAGCCUAUUCCUAUGAUGGACAGAAACAAGAAAGAUGAACUACCUAAACUUCAAGUGGGAUUUAUUGAUUUUGUCUGUACUUUUGUAUAUAAGGAGUUCUCGCGGUUCCAUGAAGAGAUCACACCUAUGCUGAACGGGCUUCAGAAUAACAGAGUAGAAUGGAAAACCCUGGCUGAUGAAUACGAUGCCAAGAUGAAGGUAAUCGAAGAGGAGGAGAAAAAGCAGGAGGAAGGAAACUCUGUCCAAAAAGUUGCUGAAGUCUCAGGAGGUGGCAGUGAAGACAAAAAGUCCAAAACGUGUCUGAUGUUGUAAUGUAAUCCAAUGGGUCUAAAUUUCAAAUAUUUUAAUUUUGAAGAAAAAAUAUUCAGAAGAACUUCAGUGAGUUUCAUUCAGCAAAUCAUCUAACAACAGAGAGGAACUUUAGAAAAACUACCCUGUGACUAUCAAGAAUAUAUGUACUGCUAGCCUGAACGUGAGUAAAACAAUGUUUAACAAAAGAACAAAGUAAAAAUAGAUGUAUUUUUGGUGCCAAUUUAUUUCAAGUUUCUUUAAAAAGUAUAAUCCUAAAACUAGUCACUGAUGUUAAAAGUUAAUUCAUUCCAUUUGUUUGCUAAGACUGCUUUAACAAAGUAACAAACUGGUUGGCUUAAACAACAAACUUCUUUGCUUAUAAUUCCAGAGACUAGAAGUUCAAGAUCAAGGUGUUGGCAGGGUUGAUUUCCUAUAAGGGCUUUCAACUUGGUCUCUGGAUAGCCAUCUUCUCCUCAUGACAUCAUAUGAUGUUCCCUCUGAAUGUGUGUCCUAAUUCUGUUGGAUUAUGGCCCACCUGUAUCAGCUCAGCUGAAAUUAACUGCCCUGUCUCCAAAUAUAGUCACAUUCUGAAGUAGUGGGGAUUAGGACUUCAACAUAUGAAUUUCAGAGGUGGGGAACAAUUUGGCCCAUGUAAGUCUUAAUUCUGAUUCACACUUCACUUUCUGAACUAAAAAUUGCACACUGACACAUCUUAAGAUUAAAUAUAGUAUAGUAUGUGUAAUAUAUGUACAUAAGAUGAAUAUUGGUUUUCUUUUACUGAUUCACCCUUAAUAAUGGAAUCACCAUAUCAACUUAAAAAAAAUUUAUUUAUUUGAAAGUCAAAGUUAGAGAAAGAGAGGGGUCUUCCAUCUGCUGGUUCAUUCCCCAGUUGGCCACAAAAGCCAGAAGCCUCCUCUGGGUUUCCCAUGCAAGUGCAGGGGCCCCAUCACUUGGGCCAUCUUCUGCUUUCCCAGGCCAGAGCAGAAAACUGCAUCGGAAGAGGUGCAGUUGGGACAUGAACUGGCGCCCACACGCGGCGCUGGCCCUGAUUCUAUCAACUUUAGCAAUUUAAAAAAACUAAAUUGUGUUCUUAUCCUAUGUCUCCCCUUUUCAAAUUCUAGAAUCAAUGACUUUCAUAUGUAUAAUGAAGAAUAUUUUUGAAUUUGCAGAAUUAUACCUCUGACAGAAUUAUUGCUUUAUAAAACAUACUUAGCUAUAGGAUUAUCCAAGAAAUAUGACAUGGUUUGACCAUUAAGAACUUCAUUAUCAAAAGCAAUUUGGGAAGAUUCCAGUUAAGAUUACUUUUUAAAAAUGAUUAAUAGAGGCUAAUCCUCUGCCUGCAGCGCUGGCACCCUGGGUUCUAGUCCCGGUUCUUCCUCUUCCAGUCCAAUUCUCUACUGUGGCCCAAGUGCUUGGGCCCUGCACCCGCAUGGGAGACCAGGAGGAAGCACCUGGCUUCAGCAUGGUGCGACAGCCGUAGUGGCCAUUUGGGGGGUGAACCACCGGAAGGAAGACCUUUCUCUCUCUCACUAACUCUGCCUGUCCAAAAAAAAAAAAAGAUUAGUAUAUAAAAUGACUGUGCUAGUUUUAUUAAAUUGUUGAGAGAAACUAAGAAUAAUCCAUUUCUUCCACUAUAUAGUGUACAUCUUUCCAGGUAUCAAAGAAAUCUCUUCCUUUACUUAUCUAUAAUCAUAGAUAAGGGGGCAUUGUGGCAUAGCAGAUUAAGCUGCUGCUGUAACGCCAGCAUCCCAUAUCAGAGUACUGGUUCAAGUCCUGAUUGCUCCACUUCUCUCCAGCUCCCUGCUAAUGUACUUGGGAAGGAAUCAAAAGAUGGCCCUAGAACUUGGGCCCUUGGCAGCCAUUUGGGGAGUGAACAAGUAAACUGAAGAUCUUUCUCUGUCUCUCCCUGAUGUUCUGCCCUUCAAAUUAAUUAAUCUUUUUUAUAUACGUAUAUUAAAAAAUCAUGGAUGAAAUUUUAAAAUAGGACAUAAUAGUUAUGCCAUAUUUUGUCAUAUUUUUGUCAAAAGAUAUGUACAUUAUAAGGAACUGAGUUGAACAUUAUAAACUUCAAAAAGUCUUGUUACAUACAAAAUAAUGUUCAAUUUUAAGCAGCCCAGAAAUAAAUGACCAUUUGUUAUAUUAUUUAACAAGUUAAAUACAAUGUAAAGUUCACGUGUAGGGAUUUUUGUCUAUUUUGUUCACAGUGCUAUCUUGGUACCUAGGGUAGUGUCUGGCACUCAGUAAAUGUGAAUGAAUAAUAUUCUGAAUAAAUGUAAAAACAAACUGAGGUGAGGAAUGGCUAAAUCAUAUAUACACUCAAGUAAGUUGCUUACUAAAGUCAUUACCACGCUACUACCAUCAGUUUUACAGCUGAAUAUUUCAAGCACUUUUACCCUGGAAAUCAAGAUUGCUUUUUAUUCUUCAUAAGUAGUGAGAUAAUCCCCUCAUUUCUUGAGGAAAUUUGUUUUUUCAAACAAAGCUUGACAUUAAUAUGC
This is a messenger RNA of Oryctolagus cuniculus (rabbit), 5383 nucleotides long. It is a transcript of the gene PDE6C, whose product is annotated as phosphodiesterase 6C. The record is from RefSeq and is a predicted model, not a curated record. Lineage: Eukaryota; Metazoa; Chordata; Mammalia; Lagomorpha; Leporidae. Gene Ontology annotation, molecular function: protein binding; 3',5'-cyclic-nucleotide phosphodiesterase activity. Gene Ontology annotation, biological process: signal transduction.